Coturnix japonica (Japanese quail) is the source of this 634-nucleotide messenger RNA. RefSeq names its product NADH:ubiquinone oxidoreductase subunit A5 (gene NDUFA5). Gene Ontology annotation, cellular component: respiratory chain complex I. The record is from RefSeq and is a predicted model, not a curated record. Gene Ontology annotation, biological process: respiratory electron transport chain. NCBI's taxonomy places the organism in Eukaryota, Metazoa, Chordata, Aves, Galliformes, Phasianidae.
GCGUCGGUUUCGGACCGGGCGGUUCCGCUCUCGGCUGAGUGCGACUACGGCGCAUGCGCAGUGCAGCGCCCUUCGCCAUGUCCUCUAACCGGUGACCUCAGACGCCCGCGCGCUGUCGCGCAUGCGCCUGGCGGCCCAGUCGGCGGCGGUGCCGGCGGUGCCCGGUGUGUGAGCGGGACGCGGCCAUGGCGGGGGCGCUGAGGAAGACCACUGGGCUCGUGGGACUGGCUGUGGCUGAAAACCCCCAUGAGCGCCUGCGAAUACUCUACUCCAAAAUCCUUGCUGUCUUGCAGAACAUUCCCAGAGACGCAGCGUAUAGGAAAUACACUGAGCAGAUUGUAAAUCAGCGAUACAAUUUGGUGCAAACAGAAACCGAUGUGCAGAAGCUACAGGACAAACUGAAUGGUGGUCAAAUAGAAGAAGUCAUUCUACAGGCGGAAAAUGAGCUUUCCCUGGCAAGAAAAAUGUUACAGUGGAAACCAUGGGAGCCUCUAGUUGAAGAACCUCCUACUGACCAGUGGAGAUGGCCAAUAUAAUACUGAAACCUGUGUAACCUCUUGAAAGUCAAAAAAAGUUCAAAUAUAAUCUAUUACUGACAGUACCUUUAAAUUAAAAAAGUAACUUGAUAAAACCA